UUAGAUACACAGUAUAUGUGCCUACAUAAACUAUUAUAUUUUCUCGGGGACUCUACGUACGUAAUACAUUGACGGUGGUCGUUGAAAACACUCAGAACGAUACAAACAAUCAUACUUAUGAAUACAAAUGUUUGUAUCAUGCGAGGAAUAGAACUCCCGACCAUCGGAAUUUAAGCGGUAUGCUAAACUGCUUGGCCAAUGAGGCCGUUCUAUGUUUGAUAAUGCUAUACCUCCACUAAAUAUGAAACGCUAAAUAUAAUUGGCAGUAUAUUUUUUUGUCUAACUCGCAGGCAGAUAGGCCAUCCAGUUUGUUGUAUCAUUCGAGAUUAGUUUAUCUCGAGACGAUUGUGAGUAAACAUCUCGUAAUAGUUGUUAUAUUAUGUAACAUUAUGUUCAGAAUUGUGUGUUUUGUGUUAACCUGUAUGUGUUAUUUAACUGUUAUGGCGAAGGAAUCUAAAAUUGUGAUUGACAACGAUGCGGGCGGUGAUGACGCUAUGGCAAUAUUUCUUGCUCUAUUAUACGAGAAACAUUUUAAUGGACCAAAAUUGAUUGCGCUAACGACAGUGAAUGGAAAUACAAAUGAAGAAAAUGUUUACAAAAAUAACCAGAAGAUAUUGAAAGUAGCAAAUAGACAGGAUGUACCAAUAUACAGGGGCUCGCAGAACUCUUUAGUUGUAACACCAGAUGGCGGAAACUAUUUUGGAUUUGAUGGAUUAGGUGACGCUGGUGAUGUGUACGCAGAUUUGGUUCCAUGUAAGGAGGAGAGUGCCGCCGUAGCUCUGAUAGAGCUCUCUAAAAAACAUAAAGAUGAAUUAACAGUAAUCACAAUUGGACCUGUUACGAACGUCGCAGUUGCCAUUAAAUUGGACUCCGGAUUUUUGGACAGAAUAGCACAUUUAUACGUUGGAGCUGGGCACAUACAUAGUGAUGAACACUCAGAUCCCGAGUUCAAUACCAGUAUGGAUGUUGAAGCUUAUCACGUCAUCGCUCAGAAUGCCAGCCCGAGUAAAGUCACAUUUUUCCCAUUUUCACAAGUAAUGAAGCAUCUUAAUUUGAGUACGGCAUGGAGAGAAGAAGUAUUGGGAGCUAUAGACACGGAUAUAAUAAAAGCACAGAACAAGUAUGAACAAGUAGUACUCAAGUUGAGCGAUAGAUGGCAGGCUCUAGACCCAGCCACAAUAGCUGUGGCUAUCAAACCCGACUUAGUUGAAGAGUAUCAGUAUUCGAACAAUGAUGUGACACUGUGUGGAGAUAAAAGAGGAAUCACGACAAAUAAAUUUGUCCCUAAAACGGAAGCCAACGCAAGAAUUAUUCAUUCUGUCAAAGAAGAAGAAUAUAAACAGUUCCUGCUAGAUGUGUUUUUGGCGGACAAAAAAUUGCAACGUUAACAAAAAAAUAAAUAUAUUCUUUUCCAAUUACUUGUAUUAUAUUUAGUUUCAUUUAAU
Molecule: messenger RNA, 1445 nt
Organism: Achroia grisella
Lineage: Eukaryota; Metazoa; Arthropoda; Insecta; Lepidoptera; Pyralidae
Product: nucleoside hydrolase-like
Exons: 8
Coding region: 390-1388 (332 amino acids)
Molecular function (GO): hydrolase activity, hydrolyzing N-glycosyl compounds
Source: RefSeq, a predicted model, not a curated record